Molecule: messenger RNA, 7987 nt
Organism: Amoebophrya sp. A120
Lineage: Eukaryota; Dinophyceae; Syndiniales; Amoebophryaceae
Source: the annotation of a GenBank genome assembly
CUGCUCUUGUCACAAAAGCGCUGUCCACUUUUUUAGAUACUUACGCGACCGAUAGGGAAGCAAAGACAAGGAUCUUCUAUAUGAUCAAUGUCAAUUUGUUAUAGCUGCCUGCAAUGAAAUUGGUCGAGGACCUCCAGUAAAAAGAUCUGUACAUAGCUGAUACUUUACGCAGAACCCCGCGGAUCUUUUUCACGAUCUUGUAUCUCUCUUAUCAUCACAGAAAUUGAAAUUUGGAUUUCGUUCCACCAGCUACACGGACUUUUUUGUCAUUUUUGGAUGUAGUGCCUUUGUAUUGUUCUGCCCUAACGAGGACCCUAGAGGACCGAUCUGGAUGACGGGUAUGUUGAACAGCGAACACAUAGUAGGACAACAACAAAUCGUAUUGCGCUCACGAUGUACUACAGGAACAUAUUGAUAUUGGAAUUCAAAGCAAAAAUGAUAGCAUCGUGCUAGAACUAACAAUACUUUCUGUUUCACCCUUGGGAAGGACAAUUAUUGUCUCUUUCCUGUUAAUCGUAAAGUUCUUCAUAGCGUACCAUAGCAACAACACCAUGUACGGCAAUUUCAACAGUAAGGGCCCCCCCGGCGGGCCCCCCGGCGGGUAUCCUGGCUUUGGCAAUAACGGCGGCCCACCACCCGGUGGACCCCCAGCUGCACUCCCUGGCGGCGGCCCACCGAACAGCAAUCCCCCACUAUGCCGUGCAAAAGUAUCGCACUCGUGUAAAUGCAUUACAAAUUUCCUCAGCAUGAUGAGAAAUGAAAUUGUAAUGCUGAUUUACGUUAAGAAAAAUAUUUGUAAUGCAUGCUUGCGCUACGAGUACGAUACUUUUGCAGAGGAUACCCACCGAAUCCCUACAACAACCCGAAUUACAGCAACAUUAACGAAGCGACGAGUGCGGAGCAAGCAGCCCUCGCGGCGGCGAAUCGGUUCAUGCAAGCUCCCGGAGCAGGCGGACCGCCGGGCACUGCCGGGCAACAACAUCAUCAGCAGCCAAGCCCUCGCGACGGCCAACAACUGCAAAUCCCGCACCCGCAGGGCGGGGGGCCUCAUAUUAAUCCCCUCGUCGGAGUUCAGGGCUCUCCGCACAGCGCCGUCGGAGGCGGUGGUCCUGGUGUAGGACCACAUCCCCCCGGGAGGUCGCCGGCUUCCGGCCCCGCGGGCGGUGGUAUAAGUGGGCCCCCGCCGCGCGGACCCCCGCCGGGAACCUCGGCGAACGCCAUACCGCUGGGUGGUGGAGGUUCUGGGGGAGGCAACAUGAUGAUGCACCACGGUGGUCCUCCGGGCGGACCUCACGGGGCGGGCGGACCUCAUCAUGACGGGGUAGUACCAGCAGGAGGAGCUCCUUCUGGAGGACCUCCGCCACAUCACCAGCAAUUCUAUAACAACAGCGCCGGAGGAGGUGGAGGUCCUCCCGGAAGUGGUGGUCCACCAGGUGGUCCUCUCCCGGGAGCAGGUGGUCCACAAUCGCACCCAGGAGCUGCACCAGGUCCGCAGCAGCAGCAUCAUGGUGGAUACAACCAAGGUCCCCAACACCAGCAACAUGGAGCAGGUGGCACGAAUUUUUACCCACAGCACCACCAACAAUAUUCUGGCCCCGGCGGAAAGGGACCAACAUCAUUCGGGCAACACCAUCAGCAAGGUCACCAAGGUGCUGGGUCAAAUUAUCACCAACAGCAACACCAGAACAACCCAGAGAAUAUGAAUAGCAAGAUAUACCCUUGGACGACGCAAUCAAGGAACGAUGGGUCGAAAUAUUACUUUAAUCUCGAGACGGGGAAGGCACAGUGGCUGUGUCCGAAGGAACUGAUGAGCGAUAUGCAGUUGAAAAUCGCGAAAUUAACCCCGUGGCGAGAGUACUUACAUACUACCAAUGAAUCUUUUUCGUCGCACACGAUUUUUCUAUAAAAUAGAAAUGGAAGUUCAAGUUCUAGAAGUUGAAGUAGUUCCUUGUCCUUCGGAAUUUGUGUAGGAUACUGAAGAUUUUUUGCGCGCUGAAGAUGACGUAUGUCCAGCUUGCUGAGUCGUAGAUGGAACUUCAUAUAUACAUCAAAAACUUAUUCAGGAUGUCGCUUUGGGGCGAUCGUCUGUAUUACUACAAUUCCGAGACGAGAGUGACAUGUUGGCGAGAGCCGGAUGCCGUCAGGCGCAUUCGCGAUAUGCGUUGCAAAAGUAUCGUUGUACUCGUAUAAAUGCAUUACAAAUUUCCUCAGCAUGAGAAAUUGAAUUUGUACUGCUGAUUUGCUUUGACAAGAUGAUUUGUAAUGCAUGAUUGCUAUACGAGUACGAUACUUUUGCACAGGAUACGCGAGGGGAAGGACCCUUACGAGGGCAGCGACGACGGUACUUAAGUCAUCCUCAUCUUGUCAAGAUGUGCUUUAUGCAUCACAGAUACCUCUUGUCGUGCUCCUGCUAUUGCACUAGCUGCAUGACAGAGGCAGCGCUUGAAGUACUUAUAACAAGCAUCAUCUCUUUAGUGAUGCAUUUGUGCUGCGUAGUUGUAGUUCUUCAUCGAUUCUGCUUCUGCGUCACAAAUUGAAGAAGAGCGAAAAAAUAAAACACCAGCUCCUCUCGACGAGCCUUUGGUGCAGCAAGAGCGGCUUCGACUGUACACGCAGAAACUCGAGCGCACACUCGACGGCGACACUUCGUACCACUUUUCCUCCGUCGACAGUAUGGUGGAGAACAAGGUGAAAGUGAGAAAAAAGGGCCCCGCGUCGAAUUCCACCGCUUUAGCGACGAUCGAUGAGAACCAAGUGAACAUCCAGCCACAGAACAAGCAGAACCAGAACUUCCACAUUGAGGAGGUGGUGUUACUGCCGGAGGAGAAGCACCGGAAGCAGUGCUACGCGGAGUAUUUGCUGAAAAACCGGGUGUAUCCUGUGCAAAAGUAUCGUAGUCGUACUAAUUGCAAAUACGCAUGACAAAUUCCCUUCCUGAGGUAAAACAGCAUUACAAAUUCCACUUUCCUUCUUGCCAAAAUUUGUGAUGCAAUUACUUAUAUAUUAUAUUCAUGCGAAAAAAGAGGUAGACAGAGGGUAAACAAGAGGUGGCCGAGAGGUCAAAAAGAGGUCAAAAGAGGUAAAAAAGAGGUCGACAGAGGUGGAGAGGUGGCGCGGGACCCCUUUCGAGAGGGUCGGCGAGAGGGUGCGCGAGUAUAGCCCGCCGAAGGACCCACCUUAAGGCGGCGCCUAAGUGCCUCAGAGGGUGCAGAGAGGUCAAAAAGAGGGGGCGCGAGAGGUCGACAGAGGUCGAGAGAGGUGGCGCGAAUAAGGGCCAACCUCUCGCGCACCCUCUCGGCCACCUCUGGGCCACCUCUGUCGACCUCUACCCGCGAGUAUAGCCGGACUAUUAGCGGGGACCCCCAAAAGAGGUAAAAAAGAGGGUCUGCGAGAGGUCUGCGAGAGGGUAAAAACACAAAGUGGCUGGCGCGAAUCCGCAUGGUAGUGCUCAUAUUUAGCAUUGCAGGCUCUUCGCGGACGGCGUUUGUCCCCGCCACCCUCUCGCGCACCCUCUCGCGCCACCCUCUCGCGCCACCCUCUCGCGUCACCCUCUCGCGCCACCCUCUCGCGCCACCCUCUCGCGCUACCCUCUCGCGCACCCUCUCGCGCCACCCUCUCGCGCUACCCUCCCGCGCCGCCCUCCCACACUGAAGCCAUUGAAAAAGUAGCGAAGCCGGGGAAUGGGGCGGGGUUCGUGGUUCAUCUUGAUUAACGAAAGGCAUGCGUAGCGGAUUGGUGUGGCACCUAGGUGCGUCCUGUUCUGCCCCAGUGCUCGCGGUAGCUCCUCCCUGCGCAGAGCGCCCUUAGGCGCGAGAAGCGCGCAGAGAGUUCUGUGGGGGCAUGAGUAUGUAUGUCGCUGUGGUCCGGUCCGCAAGCAGUUCAGACCCGGCCAAACAGCCUUGCGCUCCGGCGGUAGCCGGAGCAUGGCUGGUUUAUACUAGUGCGAUACUUUUGCAAUGCACAGGGUGCAGCAGGAGGUCGAGGGCGAGGAGAGACGGAAAAACGCGGUCUUUCUACUCGGGAAGGAAAUGCGGAAAUACUUGGAGUGCUUGGAACGCGACGAACUUGAAACGGGGACGAACAUUGACGAAGUUCAGGUACAAUAACUUUUCGCUCACUACGUAUACUUUGAUGUGGUUGCACACCGUGCUCUGUACUACGUGAAUGUAGUACUAGUACCUAUGUCAGAUAAUUAUGCUAUACAUCAUCUAAACCCCAGGUCCAGUUUCUGGAGUUCGCAGAUCUAAAUCCGAUCGAUUUUCCGUCCUGGGACAACGUGAAGGACGUUUCCAAGGAGGAAAUUUUCGACCAGGCGUUCAACAAAUUCUUGCAAAAACGCGACAAACGCCAGCAAAAGCGGCAGCAAAUUCUCAUCCCCCAGUUCCACGCAUUCCUCUGUCAACACGAAAAGUUGACCGGCAGUUUGACCUGGGAGGAGGCGUUUCAGAUCAUCGAAAACGACGCGAAGGGAAGAAGAUUUGUGUCCGAGCUUGGGCAAUUGGAAUCGCUGAAAUUGUGGAAAAUCUUUUUGGAAAUGCAGAACAUGCUAUCACAGUGCACAACUCCCCCUCCCCCUCAUUUGUAUAGCAUGAACGGCAAUACAAGUGUCAGCAAGAAUGCAGGUCUUGCAUGACAAAUUUGCACAGGAGUGUAGUGCUAUUGGGCUGCCAGAACUUGUCAUGCAAAAAGUGCCAAGAGGCACAGGGUGGCGGAUUUGGUAUUUUGCAUUACAAAUGAGGGGGAGGGGGAGUUGUGCACUCUCAUACAUGCCGGGCGCCCGCGGCAUGCUCCACCCCGCGGUCCGGGAGGAUCGGUUGGCCCGGCAAAACUACCUGCAGUUGCUGCGGGAGCACGGCUUUCUCCCGUCGGAAGUCAUUCCGGACCCGAUGGAAUCCGAUUUGGCCAUGUCCAGCUGUUCCUCCGCGGAUGAGGGAGACAAUUCGGAUGUGAAUAGCCAGUUGUCCGGACACAAACCAGCCACCUCCGCAGGAGCGAUGGCAAAUAAUCCCAUUGUGCCGGGGACAAAUGUUCGCGUGACGCACACGACCGCAAACCCGACCUAUUCCCGGUUUUCCGCCGCCGUGGGAGGUGGUGGGAAGAGCACCAGCAAAGCCGGCGGCGCACCUCCCGCUGCGAAGACCACCUCUGCGAAGGCCAAGGCGGCGAAUCUCGCAAAACAUGGGACCACGAUGACAUCUUUCACGAAAAAUCAUCGACCGAAUAAAACCUCGUCGAAGCAAUCUGCGUUAACCCCAAAUUCAAAAGUGCACGCGUGGGAAGAGAAGCUCGACUUGGUGUCGAACUGCAACACAAUCUCCGAGUUGGAAAAGCAUUUGAAUAUUGAGCCGCGACAGGAGCUCGUGGACGACGGAGUCAACGGGGGAACAAACAUAUGCAAUGCAAAAGCAUCGUACUAGUAUGAAUUGCAUUACAAAUUUGCUCAGCAUGAAGAAUGCAACUCGUAAUGCUGUUUUACGUUUGGAAGAAGAGUUGUCAUGCAGAUUUGCAAUUAGUACGAGUACGAUACUUUUGCAGCGCAUAAAACACUCUCUCCGCGGCCGCUUCCUCCGCGAACGACGACGAUAACAAUCCGAGCGGCAGCAGUUCCGCCGCAACCAGCGGACCAGAAAUGAACAUGGCGAAUUUGGACAAUCUACACGACGACGUUGACAUGGUAUGAGAGUGCAAAACUCCGCCUCCCCCUCAUUUGUAUUGCAUGUACAGCAAUACAAGCGUUGGCAAGAGUGCGGGUUUUCCAUGACAAAUUCACCCAGGACGAUUGUAGUGCUGUUUGAUCUACCACAACCUGUCAUGCAAAAGGUGCGAAGGGGCAUCAAAGGGUGGAUUUGAUGGCUUGCAUGACAAAUGAGGGUGGAGUUGUAGUUGUGCACUGUCAUACACGGCCAACGUAGAGGAUGACCACCUUGAUCUCCAGCUAUGGUGUUCUCAAACGUUACAUUCUCAACUGUUACAUGAAUUUCUCAUGCAAAACAACCUUGAGCCGGUAGAUGAUCAAGCUGCUUCGCAUGACAAAUAUCCGAAGGGCUAAACAGCAUCUAAAUCGGUGCCAAAUCUGUGAUGCGAAAGCAGCAAGCUUGCACCUUUGACUGUUGCGGCUUUUGCAUCGCAAAUCCAUGUAACAGUUGAGAAUGUAACAGUUGAGAACACCAUACCAGCUGUCGCCCACCUCGAAGGCGAAAAAGUCCGUUGCGCUGAUGACCCACAAGCUGAUCGACACGCAGACGAGCGUGGAGAAGCGGAUCAUCGACAGCCGGCGGGCGUAUUUCAAGCAGGAAAUCUUGCCGAAAAUCCGGGAGGACAGCCGCUUCAAGAAGAUGGAGAAGAUUUUCCAGCAGCGCAACACGGUUUCCUCCGUCUCCUCCCCGGAGAACAUCUACGUGUUCCACGAGGAGCACAAGCUCUUCAUGCGGCAGCUGACGAAGUUGCAGAACCUGUGCAACAAGCGGCAGAAAAAGUUCGAGCACUACCGGGAGGCCGGGCGAGACUUUCUGAUGGAAAAGGUGUCGACGAUUGAAGAGCCGGGCAUGAUGAAGCCCGGGCUGACGCAAGUCCUGACCUGGUCGCAGAUCGCGGAACGGAGCAAGCGCCGGCGGUUUAUCAAGCAGAAACAAAGAGCGGUGCACAUCGACGACGACAUGAAAACGACUGAGAUGAUGUACCAAAACCAAGGCCAAGGUGUUGUACCUCCACAAGGCGCGGCUGGGGGUCCACCAAUGUUCUCCGCGUUUGGACAGGGAGAGCAGCGCAAAACCACUGAAGCAGGAGCGGCAGACGGGGUUCAUGACGAGUUCGUGGAGCAGCUCAGGAAAGCAAACUCUACCGGCCUGGAGAUGUCUCAUCAUCUGGAGUUACCCCUGCCGGACAUCCCACACCCGGUGCCAAAUCUGAUGACCGACAUGGGCAACCCGGGGGAGGAGACGGAGGCGAUGGUGCGGCCGAGCAGAAAAAAUAGCUCUAUGAUGAACAACGAGAACAAAACCUCCGUCCUUUCCUCAGCGGUGGGAGCAGCAUCAAACGCAGUUGCACCUGGCUCCUUGAACCCCAUCCCCGAGGGGUCGCAGGAGGACCAGGUUGAGGAAUUUUCUCCGGUGCACCGGGCCCUGCACCUGCCGAAGGUGAAACUGGACCCGAAGAGACGGAAAUCGGUCAAUUACAACGCGUUUUCACCCCAGAAAGGACCAGUGGAUAGUAUUAUUGGGAAAGCAGGGAGUAUAAUAGCAGGAGGAGGUUCGACGAAUGCAGCAGGAGAUAUACAGCCGCCUGGGGUCGUCAGUGGCACAGGAGCAGGAGAUGUUGGUGCGGUUUUGUCGGGGAACCUAGUUGGUGGAGAUGUUGGCGAGGACGACAGCGGCAACAUGGGCGAUGAAAAUGCGCGGGACAGCUUUGAGGACUUCAGAUUGGAGGGACCGAUGGGAGGAGCAGCAGCCACUGGAGUUGAAGAGAGGAAAAGAAACACGGAAGAGGAAGACGACGCAGAAAGGCUCAGUGUCGAGGAGAUUUCGUGAACAAUGUGACCAAGAGCAUGCGCGAGUGGACCACCAGUCGCGGUGGGAUUAGUAUUGACGGGGACGAACAAAUGGUUUUACUUUUGAGAAUACUAUGCUGUCGCGUUCUGCUCACUAAGAACGGAUUUACUCUUUUCUCAGGUGUUCCUGAAGAAUACUUUACUUUGAGCAUCUUCAGAUGAGCUUACUACAGUUCAGAUCUCAGCGUCAGUGUGUGACUCCCGAGGAAGAAAAACCAAAAUCCCUGAAAAACUAAGACUCCUGUUGUUGACAUAACCAAGUAGUUGAGUUCUAGUUCAUCCAGCAACAACAGCAACAAACAACAUUGCUGGUAGUGCCAUAAGCAGUCCUGCUCUACGCCGUGGUGUAGUGCGUAGCACAUGCUGUAGUUGAAUGCAGCUAGCGUCAUUCGCUGCAGCUCGUUUUUGUGUAGUCUUUUCUGUGUUCAACGAAUAAACGGC